Molecule: messenger RNA, 1613 nt
Organism: Mizuhopecten yessoensis (Yesso scallop)
Lineage: Eukaryota; Metazoa; Mollusca; Bivalvia; Pectinida; Pectinidae
Product: nuclear speckle splicing regulatory protein 1-like
Exons: 8
Coding region: 24-1316 (430 amino acids)
Biological process (GO): regulation of alternative mRNA splicing, via spliceosome
Source: RefSeq, a predicted model, not a curated record
GAUAUUUUCUGCAAAUCUGAAACAUGGCGGACACAAACAAAAAGUAUGGUUUGUUCCUCCCGAAGAACAAGAAAUCAGCUGUGAAGACUACAAACGUUUUUGAUGAUGACAGUGAUGAUGACUUGCCAGGUAUGGCUAGGGUCAAUGCCACAAUCAACAAAGAGGCACAGAAGUCAAAGGUUAAGAGACAGACCCAGUUAGCCAUAGAUCAGGCUAUGGAGCAAGACCCUAACGUCUACGAGUACGACAAGAUCUAUGAUUCCAUGCAGAACACAAAAGCAGCAACUGAAGAGGCUGCCAAGGCCAAAAAGGAUAACAAGCCGAAGUAUAUCACUAACUUAAUGAAGGCUGCAGAGAAACGCAAGCUUGAGCAGGAAAAGGUUCAGGAGAAAAAGAUACAGAAGGAGAGAGAGACAGAAGGAGGGGAGUUUGACGACAAGGAAGUAUUUGUCACGGGCAAGUACAAAGAGAAGCUGCAAGAAAUGGAGAAAGAAGCAGAAAGGGAAAGGAGAGAAGCGGCCAUGGAAGAACUGCUGGAUGUGAAGAAACAGAAGGAUAUGAGCGGGUUUUACCGUUAUUUACUGAAUGAGAAAACAGGAGAAAGCAUCCACAAUGGGACAGAUGUGAAAACAGAACCUGAAACUGAAGUAGACACUAGUCGCGUGAAAACAGAACCGGAAUCACCUGAAAAAAGUGCAACUACAAACAGAGCCAAACGCAAUUCCUCAAACGAUUCUUCUGAUGACUCCUCUGAUCCAGAACAAGCAGAAAAAAGGUAUGAAAAGGGCAGGAACCAAAGUUCAAGGUCACCAGACAGGAUGAAGAGGUCAUCAGAGAAAAGAAAAAGAUCAAGGUCUAGAGAAAGAAGAAGUUCAAGGUCACCAAAUAGAUCACACAGAGAAAAAGAUAUGAAUCGAAGUAGUGACAGUAAGCACAGACACUCACGAAGGUCAAGGUCAAAUGACCGACAUUCACAUAAGGACAAGAAACAUCGUUCAUCAUCCAGGGAUAGAAUAAGUAAAUCAUUGAAACGGUCAAGGUCUAGGGAUAGAAAAUCUAAAUCUAAAGACAAAUUAUCAGGUUCAAAUGAAGGAUCUUCAAAACAGCAGGAAGAAAAAGUAGUUUUACUUCCGGAGAAAAACACUGAAGAACAAUCGGGAAAAUCAGAAAAGUCUACAAAGGAUUCAGAAAAUAAAUCAAAGUAUACCAGACAUACUACAGACAAAACCCUCAAUGAUGCUAAAGCACGAUAUCUGGCCAGACAGAUAGCUAAGGAAAAGGCAAGAUCAGCAGUGAAUACGACAGGAGAUAAUUAGCUAUGGACGCCACAGGAGUUAACACUAGAUAAUACUAGAGCAAACCAGUUAUAGACCCCAACAGAGGUUAACUAGAUAAAGUCACCACAGGAGUUAACACUAGAUAUCACUGGAGCUAACCAGUUAUAGACCCCAACAGAGGUUAACUAAUUAAAGUCACCACAGGAGUUAACGCUAGAUAUCACUGGAGCUAACCAGUUAUAGACCCCAGCAGAGGUUAACUAAUUAAAGUCACCACAGGAGUUAACACUAGAUAUCACUGGAGCUAACCAAUUAUAAACCCCACCAGAGGUUAAC